Acanthaster planci (crown-of-thorns starfish) is the source of this 1764-nucleotide messenger RNA. RefSeq lists its product as uncharacterized. The record is from RefSeq and is a predicted model, not a curated record. Lineage: Eukaryota; Metazoa; Echinodermata; Asteroidea; Valvatida; Acanthasteridae.
AAACAUCGCAAAAAUACAAGGACACCGCCGAAGGACGGUUCUGUAGCACUCUUGAACGAACUGGGCUUCAAAGGUAACACUGAUGCAAGGCAAAGUUAGUUGUUUGGAUCAUAAGUUAUAAACCGUAUAGCCGUCUGCUUGGAGAAAAUACAGACACGAGUUCACAAAGCGUGUAGUCAUCUGUUACGUUUGGAAACACUACAUCGACUGUGAUGACUUUGAAUGCGUGUGCGUACGCUGGUAUGCCAGUGUAUGGCAAUUGCAAUUACAGCUGCUCUGUUCCCUGGACCGAGGGUUCGCAAAGCAGCAACAACCUCGUCCAUUUCGUGGACUUGGCGUCCAGCAACAUCAAGCACGCCCUGGACAGACCGGUAAGAUCGAGACGGAAAGUCAAUCACCGCAAAUACUUGCAGAAGCAGAUCAAGAGGCGCUCCCAGCAGUCGCAGAGCGGCGGACUGAUGGGAGACCAAAAGGUCGCGCAGGGGAUCAGGGAUGCUGCCAAGUCUGCAUUAUCCACCGAACCAGGCGAAACGCCUAGGGCCAAGUAUGGGACGCGCUCAAGGGAGACGAAGGCACAUCUGAAUGUAUCGCAGUGCAAGUCCCUUUCGGCCAUGUUUGAUUUGAAGGCGCUCCUGCACGCAGAAACUUCUGGGGCUGACGAAGACGGUGCCAAAGUCAAACAUCAGAGACCAAUAGGGCAUGAGCCAGUACCCCUGAAAAGGCGCAAUCUUCCCGUGUCUUUCUUCCAGGAGCCCGACGUCAGCUCACUCCUGUUGCCUCAUCGGGAAAUCUUGUCUUCGCUCAGUGUCGACUUCGACUUUCCCAGCGUGUCAACAUCGGAAGAAGAGGAGGAUGACGACGACAUUGCCCUCCGCGACACCAUCGACUGGCUUUGCUCGACCGCAGACUUGGACCAGAUACUAAACCCGCUGUUGGACGAGAUGAGGACAGCUAAGGCACGGGAGGAGAGGACAGCCACUGUUUCCGAUACCGGACACGGCGAAAUGGGCAGCGGAGCGAAUGGCGUCUUGGCGGGGAUGCAGCACGGUGCGUUUGCCCAUGACUUCGAGAAAGAGCCCAGUCAUGACGAUGUGCAACAAGUUCAAGUGAUUGAUCCACACGGCAGCAACGCCUUGGAGCAAUGGGUAGGCCUAGACAGUGCGCAGCCUGCUCGUAACACAGGGCAGUUGCUGUAUGCUAACACUUUGCAUCAACAUCCAAACAACGUGCAACAAGACAACGUCACCUUUACUUACAAUGCACUGGAGCCCAAUUCGACCCACUACCAGAGUCGAAUCCAAAAGGAUAGUGACACAACGAACCAAGUCGACAUUGAUGAGUACUUCACAGGUAACGAGGGACCCCGCCACGAGUUUGUGGGCGGUCAACUCGACUCUUACGGUGCGGCUCAUCAUCGAGCCCAACCGCCCCAGACCCAUUACAACUUCACCCCUGCUCAACAACUCUGCCAAGGUCAGUCAGGUUGCACCAGUAAUCCAGAUAUGAGCUACCCGGCGAUGAUAGCCGAGAUGAGGCAGCACAUAAGGCAACAGGAUACGCACCGUAGUUUGACGGGAGGACAGAGCAUCAGCACGGGAGGGGACAGGACCCUUCCUACCUUCCCCCAAGCUUUCAUGAACGAGGCAACGCCGUGGUCCCCAAGCAAGGACUGGAGUUGACAGCUCUCCCGUUUUACUCUGAUUUUAAUACACAACAUCUGAACAAAAUCGGGAGGAUUACCUGAAAUUUAAAGUUUGAUAAAUG